GUAAACAGACAGCUCGUCCUGACCUGAGCUCCUCGAGCUAAACGCCUCAUUCAGCUGAGAUUGAGUCAAUGAGAUUUGGGGUUUUUAUGAAUGUGCUCGAUGAUUUUCGAGGAGAACAUGUCGAGCACGAGCAGUGUUUUAUUUAAGAGCAGACUGAAGUCUGUGAUCGAGAGCGCCGUGUCAGAGAUCAUCCGACUGCAUGAAGAUGAAGUGAUGCUGAUGAGACUGGAGAUCACACAAAGAGACACUCAGAUCAGCCGGAGAAACGAUGACAUCACGCAGAAAGAUACCGAGAUCAGACAGAGGGACACUGAGAUCGGUCAGAGACUGGAUGAGAUCAGACUAAGAGAUGCUGAGAUCGAGAUGCUGAAACAGAAACUGGCGUCAGUGGAGACAACACGACACAGACGAUUUACUGCGCUGACAUCAGGACAUCUGCAGUUCAGCGAAGCUCAACUUCAACUUGAAUUGAAUGAUGAAAAUCAUCAUCAUCAGCAGCAGAGAGACACAGAUGCAGAGGAGACGUCCCGUACUAAAACACAGACUCGGUGUUCGGACGGACACGACCAUGAGAACCACGAAAGCCUCGAUGAACUACAGCUGGAGGCAAAGACCGAGCAGAACUUCGAGCCUGAAAUCAAACAUCCGGACCAUUGUCAUCAUCAUCAGAACGACCGUGACGUCAGUGUGAGAGACACACGCGUGUGGUGUCCUGACACAGAAAACACUGAAGAAUCCUCCACAUCAGAUCCGCACUGCUCCUUUAAUCCCGUGAAAGAAACUGAGAUCUCAUCCGUGGCCUUCGAGCCUGUGACACAGACUGAAGCGCUUUGGACUGACAUUGCAGAACUGGACCCGGUUCACACACAGCAGCACAAAAACCCGGUGGAAAGUGUCUCGCUUCGCAGCCGUCCACACGCUGAUGCGGUCACGUGUGCGUUCACCUUCGGCACGGGUUGCAGGAGAGAGACGGCGCGGGAGAAAUGGUUCAUCUGCUCGUUCUGCGGCAAGAGUUUUGAUCGCUUCAGUCACCUGCAGAUGCAUCAGCGCAUUCACACCGGAGAGAAACCGUACUGCUGCAGGACCUGCGGCAAAAACUUCUCUCAGCAGAGCAACCUGCGCACGCAUCAGAAGAUCCACCGCAGACCGGACCACAUACACGCCAAACCAUCCUGACCUCCGCAGACGAUGCUGUUUUUCUCUCUGUGCCUUUUCACUAACUCACUUUAUACCGUUUCCAGACAUGAGCAACCUUCAGUGAACGUCUUUCAUGCAUUUGAAUGUUUAUUAACGUAUGUCAAAGUUCAGCACAUUUUAUUCAUUGGAAUAAACACGAUCAAACUCUUUUGAAAACUA
This is a messenger RNA of Triplophysa dalaica, 1356 nucleotides long. RefSeq names its product neurotrophin receptor-interacting factor homolog. NCBI's taxonomy places the organism in Eukaryota, Metazoa, Chordata, Actinopteri, Cypriniformes, Nemacheilidae. Gene Ontology annotation, biological process: regulation of transcription by RNA polymerase II. The transcript has 2 exons. The record is from RefSeq and is a predicted model, not a curated record. Bases 91 to 1176 code for a protein of 361 amino acids. Gene Ontology annotation, molecular function: RNA polymerase II cis-regulatory region sequence-specific DNA binding; DNA-binding transcription factor activity.